AUGCUUCUUCCACUACUGCUCCUACAGUAAAUAUUUGUGUUUGCUCAACCGGCUGUAAUGGUGGACGACUGAGGCGGAGAAACGGAAUACAACUAGAGUGAAGAAAGAGAGGAAAACGGUCGAAAGUCUGUUUCAGAGCCAGUCGCCGCGAGUAGGACACGGGCUUCGUCGAAAAUGGAUGAACUUAAACAUCAAGUCAUGAUAAACCAGUUCGUCCUGACGGCGGGUUGUGCGGCAGAUCAGGCGAAGCAGCUUUUGCAAGCGGCACAUUGGCAGUUCGAGACUGCCCUCAGUGCCUUUUUUCAAGAAACAAAUAUUCCAUAUGGCCAUCAUCAUCAAAUGAUGUGCACCCCAGCCAACACACCAGCGACGCCACCCAACUUCCCAGACGCGUUGACCAUGUUCUCCAGACUGAAGGCGUCCGAGAGUUUCAACAGCGGCAGCGGGGGCAGUCCCAUGGCUGCCUCCAUGGCCACCUCACCUCCGCCUCCCCAGGUCGGCAGCUGGGGUGUCUCACCAAAUGUAUCUAACGUGCCGCAACCUCCACAGGGACUCUGGACUCAGGGGCAGCCCCCCACGCAGCCCUGCCCCGCCUGGCCAAUGGGUGUGAACCCCCACGCAGGCACUGAGCAGAAGGCCAGUGUAGCGAUGGAGGCUGAGAGAUGAAGGGCAGCAUGGGACUGAAAAGCCCCCCUUCCACCCUUGGGGAGGGAGGGAAACUGGGUUGGUGGGAGGUGAUAAUGGGCAGAAAUGGGUUUUGGUCUUUUUUUCCCCCAGAAGGAUUAAAGGAUAUGGAAAGAGAUGGAAAACUACGCAAACCAAGAAAUACUCAACGAGGACAAUUGAAGAAGAGGAGAAAACCAAUGCAAAUAUCAAUACAAAAAUAGAAAAAAAAAGUUACGCACACAGAUAUGAGUAAUAAGAGAGCAACUGAAAUCUUUGUUAGUUUUUAAGUAAAUGCAUAGAUAAGAGAAAUAUCAUUGAACUAAAACAAAAAAAAAAAAAUCAAAAAACAGAGAUUUUUAAAAAAAUUGUCACGCCCAAGGAUUCUAUGUGAUGUUCAAUGACGUUCAAGGCAGCAAACUUAAUUUUCUUUUUUUUUUUUUGUUUAGUUUUUUUCCUCUAUCGUUUCAGCCAGUGUGUUUUUUUUUUUGCCACUGGUGUUCUGCAACUGUCUGUGCUGCAUGAGCAGAGAGGGACUUGCAAUGCAGUGUUUGAGGUUGAGUCAAAAAUCAACACGCACUUGAGUGUGAGUGUGUACGCAUGUGAGCGGGUGGUCAGUUUGUAAUUGAAAAUACACACACACACAAGUACGCACACAUUAGAGUUUAGAGGAAACACCUCCAUACUGUCAUCCCCAUCGUCAAAGGUGGGACUUUUCUUACCUCACCUGGUGGUCACCUGACUUCUUUCAGCCAAUCAGGGAUUCUUCUUAAACCAACCGUUGCAGCCGCCGCAGGACAUGUUUUUAAAGGUUUUUUCUUAAAGGCAGCAGCCGCGCUGGUUUAUGCUAACUGAUCCUUGCUGCAAUGGCUUUUCCUGGCAGUUUUAAACCUGGACUCAGACCACAGCUGUCCAAUGUAUACUUUUUUCUGGAGAUUUGGGUUAUUACAAGAAAAAUGAGAAAUCAUGUUUCAUAUAAUAUUGUUUAUAAAUGCAAAUUGUUCUGUUUUUGUUGAAAGGUUAAGGGAGGUGGCUUUGAAAAUGGGUGGGACUUCAGGUUGAUUUUUUUUUUUGUUGUUUUUGAAAGAGUGAAUCAAACGCAGCUAAAAUGGCUACAGAUUAGCAAAACGAAAACACGACUACUCCAUCUUUGUAAACAGAAAUGCCACUUUGCAUGAUGUGUUCAUAACGUGUAACAUCUUUUGUAGCAAACAUACAUGAGGUUGAGACAUGUUUAUGGGAGGGGUAUGGAGUUGAAGAUGAGGGUGGGGUGGUGAGUCUCAUUCCCAAAGCUAAUAGGAUUGCAGCAGAUGAGCGUUUCUCUGGAAAGCUACAGUGUCUCACUGUAUGGGCAGAAUCUGGCAAAAUGUCUUGUUAGAUAUGAGAAACAAAAAAGAAGAAGAAAAUGGAUGUGGGGCAGCUUCGGGAAGUCCACCACAGGCUGUUUGGGGACACUACAGACUACUUUCAGAUAUACAGUAUAUAUAUACCCUCAGAUACUGUACUACAGAGGGGUUUUUACAACAUUUAGGUCUCUAGUUUUUGACCGGUCCCUGGUCCAUUGAUACUGCUGAGGGACAGUUCAGGGAUGACCCUGAUAUACCGCAAUAUUUUAAAUACAGGGUCUGCCCCUUUUUUAGUUUCUCCUGUUUGGAUUAUUUUUUCAUUUGAUAAAAUAAGAGAGAGUAAGAAGAGAUAUUUUGAAUAGCUGAAGGUCUUUUUUUAAAAAGAAGAUAAUUGGGGAAAUCAUGGCUAUAAUAAUGAAUAAGCAGCUUCCUUUUUAUUAUUUAGACUAAACUAACGUUUGAGUUCAUUCUUUUCCAUGCUUCAUACUUUAUUUGGUUAAAUCAGAGCGUUUCUGGGUGGGUGGGCCUGUUCCUAAAUGGUUUCUCAUGUAUGUUUCCCCACUUGUAUGACUGUAUGAGACCAUUCCCACAAUAUUUGUGGACUACCUGAUAAUUAACUUAUCAUUUUUGUGAACCUAAAUAAAUAUUGUAUGUCAACCUAA
Molecule: messenger RNA, 2671 nt
Organism: Scatophagus argus
Lineage: Eukaryota; Metazoa; Chordata; Actinopteri; Scatophagidae
Gene: ubald1a
Product: UBA-like domain containing 1a
Exons: 3
Coding region: 175-666 (163 amino acids)
Molecular function (GO): protein binding
Source: RefSeq, a predicted model, not a curated record